Messenger RNA from Neltuma alba, 1419 nucleotides. RefSeq lists its product as uncharacterized. The transcript has a single exon. NCBI's taxonomy places the organism in Eukaryota, Viridiplantae, Streptophyta, Magnoliopsida, Fabales, Fabaceae. The record is from RefSeq and is a predicted model, not a curated record. The coding region runs from base 1 to 1419 and encodes 472 amino acids.
AUGAUCGUUACGUUGGACACAGAUAAAGGAAAGGGCACGGGUGAGGAGAAACAAGGGAAAGUGGGAACAGGGGUUACUGAUACGAUGAGGUGGGCUUCGUUUAAAGAGGCAUUCACGCAGAAGACUGAAGAGAAGGUAGAGGAAGAGGACUGGUGGAGCGAUGGACGGUGGAAGGAAAGGAUAACAGUAGAGAUGACGCCGAUGGGGCCGAAUGUGAUCAUCCCUCCGACUGAGCAGGAGCGGCUAGCGAAGAGGUGGAAGCAGGUGAUUAUAGUUAAGCUACUGGGACGUAUGGUGCACCCGGUAUACCUAGCAAUGAAACUUCAUCAACUCUGGGCUAAGCAUGGGUCAGUGGACACGAUUGACAUUGGAGUGGGUUUUUUUAUGGUGAACUUUGCACAUGAGAGUGACUACGAGAUGGCACUGACGGGAGGACCGUGGUUGUUAUAUGACCAUUACCUGUGUGUGCAGCCAUGGAAGGCCGACUUUGAACCAGAUGAGGAGAGAAUCACGAAAAUUUCAGCUUGGAUCAGAAUCGCAAAUCUGCCUCUAGACUACUAUGAUCACGGUGUCUUGCAUGUGUUAGGGUCGCAAAUUGGACGUGUUUUGAAAGUGGAUCUGAAUACGGCAAAACGUAAGAAGGGUCGCUUUGCUCGAAUAUGUGUUGAGUUGGAUCUUAACGUACCAUUGCAUCCUCUGAUUUUGGUAAACAGAAAAGCUAAACGAAUACAAUACAAGGGGAUCCAUCUCAUAUGCUUCUCAUGCGGACGUUAUAGACACGAUGCUGAGCACUGUACCCAUAGGCAGACAGAAGGCAAGGAUGCGCAGGAGGCAGGAGGGUCGGGGAAAAGUGCAGUUACUAACAGCGACAAACCUAAAGGAGGAGAUACGGCUGAGACUACAAGUGCUACUGGACCGAGUUUUAAUCAAUGGAUGAUUGUCCAACGACCUUGCCGGAACCGGCGACCUGGCAUGGCGGAGGAAAACGGUAACGAUGGAAGGAGGAGAUCUCGGCAGUUGAGCGAAAUUGUAGGAGGAUCUCGGUUUGCGGUAUUGAAGGACGUUCGCGAGGAGAAGGCGGAGAUCAUGCAGAAUAAUGUGCCAGCCGUUAUUGUGAGAUCUGAUUCCACAAAUACAGUGCAUAAUGACAGAGAUUCAGUUAGAGGAGUAGGAAAAGAUUUGAAAAAGGGAAUGGGCUUUGUAGGUGGGCCACAGGAACAAGAUAAUCUAAAGGCUGCGCAGAGAAUGGGCCCAUCAAAUGAAAAAAUAAAACGGACAGCUGUCGAAUCUACAAUGGGCCAUCUUUUAGUAAUUAAACAGAAAGCUGGGCUAGGUGAGAAGCUUGAAGAAAGUAUUGGUGAAGUGGCUAACUUGUUGGAAGAUGAACGUGACCUGCAGGUGGGAGCAGAAGACGACUAG